Apiotrichum porosum is the source of this 483-nucleotide messenger RNA. RefSeq lists its product as uncharacterized. The transcript is spliced from 3 exons. Gene Ontology annotation, molecular function: peroxiredoxin activity. The coding region runs from base 1 to 483 and encodes 160 amino acids. NCBI's taxonomy places the organism in Eukaryota, Fungi, Basidiomycota, Tremellomycetes, Trichosporonales, Trichosporonaceae. The record is from RefSeq and is a predicted model, not a curated record.
AUGUCCAACCCCAACCCCACCGCCUCCACCUCUGCCUCUGCCUCUGCCUCGGAAGAGCAGCGCGACGCAGCCUACGAUGUCCUGUUCGACCGCGGCAUCCAGCAGCGCCGCAAGGUCCUCGGCGACGCCUAUGUCGACAACCAGCUCAACAAGGGCCAGAGCGAGUUUAUGCGUCCCAUCCAGGAAUACGUGACCCGCUCGGCGUGGGAGGGUCUCUGGAGCCGUCCGGGCAUGGAGCUCAAGCACCGCUCGCUGGUGGUCAUCACCAUCCUGGCCAUUGGCGGGCACGAAAAGGAGCUCCACGGACACACCAAGGGAGCCCUCAACAAUGGCCUGACCGAGACGGAGAUCCGCGAGUGCAUGAUGCACGUCACUGGAUACGGCGGCUUCCCCAAGGGUCUCGAGGCGUUCCGGAUCUGCGAGCGUGCCAUCAUUGAGUGGAACGAGGAGCAGGCGGCCCUCAAGGCCCAGGAGAACAAGUAG